This is a messenger RNA of Salvelinus sp. IW2-2015, 4715 nucleotides long. It is a transcript of the gene shroom4, whose product is annotated as shroom family member 4. Gene Ontology annotation, cellular component: cortical actin cytoskeleton; apical junction complex; apical plasma membrane. Gene Ontology annotation, molecular function: actin filament binding. The record is from RefSeq and is a predicted model, not a curated record. NCBI's taxonomy places the organism in Eukaryota, Metazoa, Chordata, Actinopteri, Salmoniformes, Salmonidae. Gene Ontology annotation, biological process: actin filament organization.
GGAGAGGGCGACAGAGAGGGAGAGGUUGUUGGAGAGGGAGGAAAUGGUAAGGGAGAGGGAAAGAGAAGAGAGGGCCAGCGAGAGGGAGAUGGCACUUGAGGGGGAAAGGGAGGAAGAGAGACAAAGUGAGGAAAGGGCUAGACUGAGAGAGCUGGAGAUMGAGAGAGAAAGGGAGAUAGAGAGGGAACAAGAUAGUGAGAUGGAGAAAGAGAGACAAAGUGAGAGGGAGAGAAAGUCACUCAGUUCAGCUCAGGAUCUCUUUGCCAGUCAAUCCCAACCCUAUGCCUAUUCCCAGCCCCACUCCUACUCCCGUCCCCAAACCCAGAUCGAGGCCCCUCGUUCAGCCUUCCACSCGGUCAACACCGCUCUCCUCCAGGAUAACCAGGCUCUUCACCAGGGGUAUCCACCACAGAGCUACACACCAACAGAGGCGUAUCCUGCUGCGUCUCGACCGUUACCGUGGGAACAGACACAGAUCAACAGGAAGUUCAGCCUGACUGAGAGGGACAACCCCCGGUACAGACGUGAUUCAUCCACCGGGCCACCAAAUUGUGCUAUAACAGUAACACCUGACUACCACCACCACCAGCAAGUCUCCCAAAGUGGGGGUUGUUGGAAUGGCUUGCUGUCUGACUGUAGUAUGGACGAGGAGGACCAUCACCAGACGUCUAUGGUGGUUAACCCCACAUCAUAUUCAUCUUCAUCACUACUACGAAGCAGGGCCAUGUCCGAGAACGAUCUACACUUUGGCUCUACCUACCGCCGUAUUUCACCCUCGGUUGCUAUGGCGACACCACCGUCUGAGCUGGAGGAGGGAGGCGGGAUCGAAGGGGGAAGAGUGGGAGUGGGAGGAAUUAGGGGAGCGGCUAACAAAAAUAAGACUCUACCCCCUCCGAGGCCACCUCCCCCCAAAUGGGAGCAGUUCCACCGCAGGAGAGCCUCCCACCACACCCUCAUCGCCUCUCCUCURUUCUCCACUUCUGUUUCUUCAUCCGUCCAUCCAUUGGUAAACCCCACCCCCCCUCCUCUCCCUCUCAUACCACCAGAGGGUCCCACCUCUCACCCUUCAUCUCACCCCUGUCACCCCGAAAAGAGUGAAAUGACGCGUCAGCGCUCCUACAGCCUCCCGCCCCAGAGGGAGGCGCUAGAGGGGUGCCAGCGCUGCAUCAGAAGCCAAGUCCAGGAAUGGCGCUUUUCCCAGGCUCCGCCUAGUCCAGGGUUCACACACACGGCCUUCCGGCCGGUGGCCCCGCCCCGAAGAGAUAAAAACACUCCCCCUCGCUACAACGACACACCGCCAUCAGAAAGCUGUGUCAGGUUGUACAACAUGGUUGACCAAGAUUGUCCUGCUGUAUUGAAGCCUAUCUCUCAUAGACAGCAGAGGGCCAGGGCUGAGUGGGAGAGAACUCCGUCUCCCAGAGUGCAUAGCGUCUCAGGUCAACUCACCAUAGAGAAUGGCGUUAUCUCACCAGAGUCCUACUUCGCUAUGAGCUAUGAACAACAACAACAACAGUUACAGCAGAAUAGAAGAUUGCAGAAUCACCCCCACAACAAUAACAACAAGACGGAAUUGGAACAAGAAUUAUUGGAACUGGAACCGGAAUCCGAUUUUGGCCCGAGCCCCGCCCAGAGCUUGGAACAGGAAGUGGACAUCCCCAUGGAAACGGACAUUGACGACUCCCAGGAGGAGGGGCUUCCAGAGGAUGAAGAGCCAAUCAGGACAGAGCUACAAUGUUUCGCCCUGCCCGUCACGGUGCUGGAGACCGACAUCGACACGAUCCCUGAUCAGGAGGCCUCGCCAGCGGGUAGGAUGACAGUGGAGAAUGGGUCUCUGGAUGGAGAAAUGGAGGACCAGGGGAUGAGGACCAGAGAGGAACUCAUGGAGGAGCUGUUUCCCCAGAGCAUUGAGGGCGAGGCAGGCACAGAGAGCUGGAGAAGGGCCUAUCGUAGCCCCAACCUGGAGCACAAUACAGACAGCCUGGAUAGGCGUUCUGGUGCCAGCUCCAGUUGUUCGUCCUACUACUCUACCUCAGCAGCCAAAGCUCAGCUCCUCACUCAGAUGAAGGACUACUGCUCAGACACUAGAGACACUGAUGAUGAUGAUGAGGAACUGUCUUACAAGAGACAGUUGAUGGAGAGUCUACGUAAGAAGCUGGGAAUUCUGAGAGAGGCACAGAGAGGUCUACAGGAGGAUAUACGGGCUAACGCACAGCUGGGAGAGGAGGUUGAGAGCCUGGUGCUAGCGUUCUGUAAGCCCAAUGAGGUGGAUAAGUUCAGGAUGUUUAUCGGGGAUAUGGAUAAGGUGGUCAGUCUGCUUCUGUCUCUCUCCGGACGGCUACUUAGGGUUGAGAGCUCACUGGACAACCUGGAGGCCGAGACUGGACACUAUGAGAGGCUCCCCCUCCUGGAGAAGAAACGUCAGCUCCUGGUGCAGCUGUCAGAGGCCCAGGACCUCAAAGAACAUGUGGACCGACGGGAGCAGGUUGUGGGAAGGGUGCUAAGGCGAUGCCUCUCCCCAGAACAGCACCGUGACUACAGUCAUUACGUCAAGAUGAAGGCAGCAUUGCUGGUGGAACAGAGGCAGCUGGAGGACAAGAUCAGGCUGGGAGAAGAGCAGCUAAGAGGGCUACGGGAGAGUCUCGGGAUGGGAUUAGGGAUGUCCAUGGGAUAUGGGCACUACUGAACCCCAACCAAGAGACCUGAAAGCUGGGCAGAUGGAUGGGGUAUCGACACUAUUGAGAGAAAGUGAACAAGGACAGUUGGAGCAGUUAAGAACUUCAAUGGAGAGUCUGUGUUGGGGAUGUCCAUGUUGAUGGGGGUAUGGACACUAUUGAGAGAACUAACUCUAACUUAAAGGUGAAUUUUGCUUUUUUUUAAACAACUCUCUAUUCCAGACACUUUUUUUUGCGAUUUCACUUGUUUUUGAGAAACUUACCCCAACCAGUGAUUCACUUCCUCAUUGUUGUUGUGCAGUAAGGGGGCUCUGAAAAAARGGGGGGCUCUGAACAAACAUGAACAAAUGUUCCAAAAACACCCAAAUACGUCCUUUUAGAAAUGGUAACACUCUGAGUAUAGUGAUGCAGGUCUUUAGAUGUUGUACAUGUGAAAUUGUGUCAUCCUGAACUUUAUCCACAACGUUAUAUUCCAUUUUGUGUGGAAAUUAAUUUCUGGUUGGGCAAAGGUCCUCAAAAUCAAGUGAAAUCGCAAAAAAAGUGUAUUGACCCUUCUAUGACAUGCCAUUUACAUCAAAAUAAUAUUUGAUUGUUAAAAAAAGCAAAUUUCUCCUUUAAGGAAACUUUAGAGACGAGUUGAUGGUGUUAGGGAUGGGCUGGGGGAUGUAUGUGGGAUUCAUUCAUUAUUGAGUGAAAACCACCCUACCCAGGGAGACCCUAGAGUGGAUGGGCUUAGGAAUGGGGUUAGGGAUGGAGAGAGCCAUGGAAUGUCUAUGGGGUAUGGGAACUAUGGGGAGACAGGCAACCUCCACAAGGAGACCCUAGAGUGGGGUACGUUAGGAUGGGGGGUGGGGUAUGGACACUAUUGAGAGAGAACCAACCCAACCUAAGGAGAGCCUGGAGAGCUAUGGUAGAGUUUAGGGUUAGGGGUAGAGCUGAGGGAUGUCCAUGAAGUAUGGGAACUGUAGGGAGACAGCCAACCCACACAUGGAGGCCCUAGAGUUGGGUAAAUAGGGACGGGGUUAGAGUUGGGGAUGGGAUAUGGGCACUACUUCCUAAAACACUCCAGUACUUUUCCUGACACCAACAUCUACACUGUUGUAAAACAGAGGUGGCCAUUAAAACCACACAAGACAAUUCAUUAAGGCUGCACUUGGCAGUAUUUGUCCAUUAAGAAAUACACACCUACUCUUUGGUGUUAGACACACUGGUAUACCCAAGAGUAACAACUAUCUUUCACUUACCAACUGUAACCUCACAAUCGCAUACUCCAUGCACUACAAAACGAGGCCAAAGAAUAAGUUGUUGUUUAGUGUGUGUGUUACUGAACAAGACUGGAGAAAGUAUUUAUUUAUUUAUAACUCUGUUGAGCAAUACUGACAGGGAGAAUUUGGGGUGCUAGACGAGUGUAUUUUCAUGAAACUGUUGGAGUGCAUUGAAUACAUAGAAAUGGAUAGAAGGUGCAUGUGCCAUAAAGCUGCCCAUGCUAUCACAUAAAACAUUAUUGCGAAGAAAAGCCCUCUAUCCAAUUCUAUGAUUGCAUAUAAUCCUAUUACAGUAAUAUGUCCAGAAAUGGAGAGAGACAGCUGCUUCUCUCCACUCUCAUAAAACACUAUACUAGCCUGAGUGCCAGUCUGUUUGUGCUAUCAUGCUAACUCCUUAACGCUUAUUGUCAUGCCAAACAUGUUUGGCUUGACAAUGACAGCGAUGGAGUUUGCCAAGAGCGCAAACYGAUUUGGGGCCUGGAAAACCCUAUACUCCAUAACUGCAUCACAUCACUGCAUUGACACCUCCUUAACACUACACUACCACACUAUCACACCACGCCUUAGAUUGUGUAUAUUGGUGUAGGGUGAAGUUUCCCCUCGACACUGAUCCUGGGUCAGUUUUGCAUUUUUGCCACUGGUUAAGGUUAAAAUAGGGGGAGGGGAAGCUGAUCCUAGGAWAUUUCACCCCGGAGCCCUAAAAUUACCACACCAUGUCUUACAGUGUGUCUAUGCAUUCAUUAUUAUUGUGUAUAUUAAAUGUUGUGUAUAGAAGUGA